Molecule: messenger RNA, 1763 nt
Organism: Ipomoea nil (Japanese morning glory)
Lineage: Eukaryota; Viridiplantae; Streptophyta; Magnoliopsida; Solanales; Convolvulaceae
Product: transmembrane protein 45B
Exons: 3
Coding region: 707-1534 (275 amino acids)
Source: RefSeq, a predicted model, not a curated record
AUUGUCUCUCUCUUCCUCUCUCUCUCUCUCUCUCUCUCUCUCUCUCUCACCCACCGCCACACGUAAAACGCGUACGGGCAUGUGCGUGAAGUCGAGGAGGACACAGGCAAUCCGUUUAUUGCUACCGCAAUCGUUAAAAACCACGUAGCAGACAAGCAAUUCGUUUUAUAAUAACGCAAUAAUAUAGCCGUCGUUUUUUGUGUUUUCAUUUCAGCUUUCUCCUUCGCGACCCCAUCAUCAUCGCCCUUUUCUCUGAUCUGCGCAGCUCCUCCCGAGCGUUCAUCUACGCGGACCGCCUUUCCUCUCAUCAUUCUUCCCUUUCUGGGACAGAGAAAAGUGAAAAUGAUUGCCUUUUUCAAUUAGGCUUCCAAUCACUUAAUAAUUACGGAGUAUUUCUUUUUUCUCUCUACUGGUACUACACUCAUCCCUCCUUUGUUGAAAAAAGGUGUCAAAGCAUCCAUCUUUAUUGCUUAGCUAGCAUACAAUUAGAAGAGAAAAGGAGCAGAGGAUGUUAGAAUUGGGUAUUCUAGUGAAAUGAAAUCUUGGUUUUGUCUUACAGAAUCAUUGAGGAGGUGUUGUUCUUUAUUACCAAAGGCUGCCUUUGUUGAUUGGUAGCAAACUUGCCAUAGGCCGUGGAGAUUGAGCUGUUAUCGAUAAAGGAUCUUAGAGUGGAUUGGGAAAGGUCUUCGUAGUUUCAAAAGAACAUAUGGGGUCUUUUCCUGGGCAUGUUAUACCAGGAACACUGUUUCUUGUGGUUGGGGUGUGGCAUAUGUUGUGCUCAAUAGUCAGAUUUGUGUCGAGCCCCGAAGCGUUCCGGGUAAGGGUGUGGAACCCUGUUACGGUCUUCAAUGAGAAGCUGAAGUACUUGGAGCUUUAUGUCAUAGCAAUUGGAGGUUUCAUUGAUUUGUGUAUCGAGCUGCUCUAUUCAACCCACCUCAGGCUCUUUGUUGGUGGCGUUUUGAAUCCUUCUCAUAUGAAUAACUUUGAGCAUUCCGGGAUGCUUCUCAUGUUCGUCGUGUUUGGAAUCAUAGUACUACUCUCCGAAAAAACCAGGUUCCUUCCCUUACCUCAUCAAGCGUUGUGCUUGAUUGCAUCCACGGCUUUCUGUGCGGAGUAUUUCUUAUUUUAUUUCCACUCGACCACACACAAGGGUCUCGAGGGUUACUACCACCUCAUCCUCGUCAUCCUUAUAGGCCUCUGCAUAGUAACUACCAUUGCCGGGGCCCUCGUGCCAGCCAACUUCCCCGUUGAUUUGUCGAGUGGCAUUGCGAUAACACUUCAAGGCCUCUGGUUCUACCAGACCGCAUUUACUCUUUACGGUUCAAUGAUGCCCGAGGGUUGCCGGCUUCAGGGGAACGAGGUAUCGUGUCGUUCCACUGAUAGUCAAGUUCGAGGGGAGUUGCUAGCGAACGUUCAACUGUUCAGCAUGGUCUUUGGCGUUCUAGCCGUGGUUUCAGGGGCGUAUGGUGUUGCGGUUUCCAAAUAUGGUCACCCAGAAAUAAUUAGACUUCCACAGGUUACACUUGAUGGAUAGAUGUGUUUGCUCAAAAUGGCCAUUUUUGCUUUAUAGGCCCUCUGAGGAAGCACUUGUUGCCUUUGACAUAACUUUUUCUUUGUAAUCUUGUUAUUGCAGAUAAUGCCUUCCAAUUAUACCUCUUUUUUUUUUUUUUUUUUUUUUUUGCCCCUUUUCCUUUUGAGGUGCUGUUUAGUACAUGCAAAUUGUAAUUUAUUCAAUGUUUCAAAUGCAAAAGAAAAAUAAAAUA